Messenger RNA from Vollenhovia emeryi, 3249 nucleotides. Its product is annotated as putative protein FAM10A4. Lineage: Eukaryota; Metazoa; Arthropoda; Insecta; Hymenoptera; Formicidae. Gene Ontology annotation, molecular function: protein dimerization activity; Hsp70 protein binding. Bases 294 to 1430 code for a protein of 378 amino acids. The transcript is spliced from 5 exons. The record is from RefSeq and is a predicted model, not a curated record.
AUACGGUCGCUCGUCUCACGGGAAUUCCGGUCUCCGCCAAUCCGCGAGUUGGAUCGCGACGACGAAAUUCGACGCACACAAACAUACGUGCGGCGUCGUCGUCGUCGCCGUCGCGUUUAACAUUUUGCGUUUUCCGUAUCCGGUUUUGAAUGAGAUCGCGAAAACGCAGUGUCCGCGUGAUUUGUUGUGUCUCUCGGUAAAGGUGACCCGGCGCGAUAGCAGAAAAUAAUACGCGGUAGGGCGUGCGAAUAGGCUCACUUUGGAGGAUCCCUCGUCCCUGACCAACGGCAAACAUGGAGACGUUCAACGUCCAAGUGGUGCAACAGCUGAAAAUAUUGGCCCGGCUGUGCAUGAACGACCCGUCUCUCCUGUACGAUCCCAAGAUGUCCUUCAUCAAGGAUCUGAUAGAGCAUUAUGGCGGCAAGAUACCGGAGGCCAAAGCCAACGAUGCGUCAGACACCAAAGCGGAGUCUGAGAGCAAGCCCGCGGAGCCACAGUCCGAAUCGGACCCCGUGAGCGAGGAGCAGAGCGAGGAGAGCGACUUGGAACUCGACAUGACCAGCGUAAUCGAACCAGAUGAGGACACUCCUCAGAAAAUGGGAAAUUCGACUUUGCAGCCCACGGAGGAGGAAAUGGCAGAGUCACAGGCAAAGAGAUCCGAAGCGGUCUCGGCAUUCGUGGAGAAAGAUUACGAGAAGGCCAUACAAUUUUACACGGAGGCCAUUGUACUGAAUCCACAAGCAGCUCUGCUGUACGCCAAGCGCGGUCAAAUUUUCCUGAUAUUAAACAAGCCGAAUGCGUGCAUUCGCGACUGCAACCGCGCUAUAGAAUUGAAUCCGGACAGCGCGGCGGCUCACAAAUUCCGAGGAAGAGCCUACCACCUGCUCGGCAAGUUCGAGGAGGCGGCCAACGACCUGAGGCUAGCCUGUAAACUGGACUUUGACGAGCAAGCGGACGAGUGGCUGCGCGAGACCACGCCGAACGCGCGUAAGAUAGAAGAGCACAAGAGAAAGAAGGAGCGGAAGGUGCAAGAAAAAUUGGAGCGCGAGAGGCAAGACAGAUUGCAAAAAGCGCGAGAGGCCGCCAAAGCUCGCGAGGAAAACACGCGACCUUCCCAAACCAGUGCGCCUCCCGGCGCGGGAGAUUUCUAUCAAUUCCUUAAGGAUCCUGACGUACUUCAAGCUUUCGAGGAUCCGGAAGUGGCCGAGGCCUUCAAGGAGAUCUCUGCGAAUCCGACAAACGUCCUCAAAUACCAGAACAAUCCGAAGAUAAUGGCACUUAUCAAUAAGUUGGCUUCGAAAUUCGGCGGAGCUGGCGGCAUGCCGGGCGCUGCCGGGAUGAAUUUCCCGGGCGGCAUGCCCAGUUUUCCCGGUGCCGGGGCAGGUUUCAAUCCCCCGAAGCCUCCCCAUGAUGACGUUGGUCUCGACUAAUCGUGCUCUAAUCGUCUUAUCAACGAAUACAGGAGAGUUUAUUACAUCUCAAUCAGUUGACUCAUUAAAGGCUGAUUUAUGUUAAUUCGUGUUACGGUGAGUUGUGCUAAGAAGCUCAUAUUGAAAAGAACUGAUAUUUUAAGGGAUCCUUUAAUCCUAGCAUGCAUCAACAAGGUCUCAACGAUCCUGUAUUUAAUAUUCUUGUUGCUGCUCUUUUACCUUGGUAAUCUUGAAGCCUUUAGAUUAUUUGUCUUACUUAAAUUUCUCGAAAUUACCCUUCUAUUUUAUCAAAUCGCUUAUCGAGAAUGUCACGAUCGGUCUUCAUUCUUGAGACAAAGAACUUGCAUCGAGGAUAAACUGUCUCUCGAGAAUGAAAUGGGCGCCUUUAAUGAGUUAAAGAACGCUAGCAUUUGUCUCUAUAUAUAAAGGUGUAUGUGUGUAUAUAUAAAUGCACACAAUGUAAAGCUAGAUAAACAUAUAUAUACACACAAACAACAUGCAUCAGUGAUAAAUAUCUAUAUCUUCGAGAGAACUUUUACUGUGAAUCAAUAUAGUUCGUUAUACAUUACAGAGUGCUCUUUGUUUUUUAAAAAACAUUAAUUUUAUUACGUGUGUAUGUUGCAUUUUAUUACCUAAUGCCCCCGUCGAUCGCACUUUGUUAUCGUUAUCACCGGCUUCUCAGUUAGCUACGUUUUUCGAAAUAGUGCCAUAAACAGUCAGGUAUGUUCGAUUCGUAAGAUCGGUAGAACAGAUUUAAGUAUCCUUUUUUAUUUUAUUGUCUACACAUAGCUGUCGAAAUUUUCAUUCUAAUAUUUAUCUUGCUUAACACUUCUAUGUCAGUGCCGUUAACAAUAUCGCGUUAUAACUAAUCGCCAGAGCAUUUAUUAAUCGCAAGACUCAAAGUGGAUAAUUUCAUACAAGUGAUUCGAAAAGUAGGCAAUUUAGCCAAACAGACGUUAAACUUAUUCUUAAAAUUGAUUGAUAUUUUUACAUUGUUCGCGACUUAAGGAGGAAUAAACUAAAUCGGCACUGCCUUGCUAUUUUUUCGUCCGAAAGAUAUAGUAUACUUAUGAUAAAGUGAAGCAUUGAACACGAAGUAACGCUAUUUCUUCGUACGCGAGAUAGAUAAACUGUCACGUUGAGUACUUAUAAGGUAUCAAAAUAAUACAAGACCUACAAGAGAGCUCAGCAGCAGAACUCCAUUUAUCAAAAUCAUAUUUUGAGAAGAACUUCAUAAAUCGAGCGUUUAGUAAAAAUCUUAUAAAAUACAGUAGUCAUCAAAGAUGUGGUAUUUUGCUUUUACAUUGUCCUAAUUAAUCUACUGGAAGUACGAAAAAACCGGUUUGCGAACCUAUAAUUUUAAGAACCGUAGUCUUUAAGAUGUUUGAAAAUUAUCUCGUGUAUGGUUCGAUUAAAAUGAAUACUGAUUACGCAUAUAUUAAUAGUAAAAUUUGCAUAAACCGUUAAUAGCGGACCGAAUAGAUGCUUUUUACAUGAUUAGUUAUAUAUUUUGCAUAUAAAUAUUAUUUAUAUACACAAAUUAUAUAACUAUGUAUUAGAAUAAGUUUAUUUCAGAGUGUAUGCGCGUCUAACUUUGAUUAUGUAUCGAUACGAUCUUCUUUUGUUUGAAAUAACGUACAAUAAUAAUGUUACGAAGAGGGGAACACACUGAUCGAAGAAUUUUAUUUCUUAGAUUAUAUCCAAUAAGUGGAGCCGUGUCUCUAGAAAUAAUAAACGGAGUUCUACCGAGAAUUCUGUUUCGUGUGUUAUCCUGUCAGAUUCCUAUAUCAAAUGUUUGCAAUAAAUAUGUACAAAAAUA